This is a messenger RNA of Mesorhabditis spiculigera, 330 nucleotides long. The record is from the annotation of a GenBank genome assembly. NCBI's taxonomy places the organism in Eukaryota, Metazoa, Nematoda, Chromadorea, Rhabditida, Rhabditidae.
AUGCACCAUGCCGGAGUAGUUCACCUCGAUAUCAAGCCGGACAACAUCCUUCUGAACAACCAUACAGGUGUUGCAAAAAUAUGUGAUACCGGAUUGGCGACAUGGUUGGUUCGUGGACAGAUGGAUGGAUGUUGCGGUACUGAUGCCUACAUGGCACCAGAGGUGCGUGCGCGGUCGUACGACGGCCGACUUGCCGACGCGUGGUCGCUUGGUGCGGCUUUAUAUUUUAACCUGACUGGAAUGCCUCCGUGCGAAUCUCCUGUAAUGGCCGAUGAUGGCUACAGGCAGAUAAUUCGAGUAGUAUAUAAAGCCGGACAAUAUAUUACUAGA